Cavia porcellus (domestic guinea pig) is the source of this 3482-nucleotide messenger RNA. RefSeq names its product zinc finger protein, FOG family member 1 (gene Zfpm1). The transcript is spliced from 10 exons. The coding region runs from base 258 to 3170 and encodes 970 amino acids. Gene Ontology annotation, biological process: positive regulation of transcription by RNA polymerase II; megakaryocyte differentiation; negative regulation of transcription by RNA polymerase II. Lineage: Eukaryota; Metazoa; Chordata; Mammalia; Rodentia; Caviidae. The record is from RefSeq and is a predicted model, not a curated record. Gene Ontology annotation, molecular function: RNA polymerase II-specific DNA-binding transcription factor binding. Gene Ontology annotation, cellular component: nucleus.
GCGCUCGCCGCCCGCAGUUCAUUGAGCAGAGCCGAUCGGCGGCGGCGGCUGCGCGGGAGCGAGAGCCGGCACAGCCCGCCGCCCGCCCGCACCGCGCAACCGGGGCCUGGCCUCGGGCCUCGGGCGCUCCACGCCGGGCGGCGGGCGGGGCGUGGGCCGGCGGCCGAGGAGCCCGGGCGCCGGGGGCAUGAGCCACCCCGCGGCCCCGCCGCGCCCCCUCCGCCCGCCGCCGCCCGCCCGGGGCUAGAGGCGGAGACAUGUCCAGGAGGAAGCAGAGCAACCCCCGGCAGAUCAGGCGUUCUCCUGGAGACAUGGAUGCCGCGGAGGAGGCCCAGGCCCCAGACACCAGCCUGGAGGAGCAGGAGACCCCAGCACCAGAGCCCAUGGCUAUAGGGAGACACGAGCCCCUGAGCCCAUCCAGUGCAGCAGUGAAUCCACCCCCAGCACCAGUGGCAGUGGCACCAGCGCACCUGGAGUCCCCAGGAGCCUCCGAGGAGAUGGAGGGACCAGAGCCUGAGACACAGCCCCGGGAGGAGGCGGCCAGCCCCUGGAGCGGGCCAGAGGAACUGGAACUGGAGCUGCGGGAUGGACGGAUGUGCAUGCGCGCCCGACUUAGCCUCGCUGAGGGCCUGUCCUGGGGCCCCUUCCAUGGAAGCAUCCAGCCCAGGGCAUCGUCCCCCGGGCAGGCGGAACCGGGCCCGGCCCUGACCCUGCUGCUCACUGACCAGGCGUGCUGGCUGAAGACGCUGCCCCAGGCCCCGACUGAGGCCGACGCCAACGCAGAGAUCUACAGGAAGGAUGACAGCCUCUGGUGCAGGAUCACCAGGCCAGUGCCUGCAGGCGAAGCUCUGUGUGUGCUGCUCACAGCUGAGCCCCAAGACACCCCCAGCUGUCCUGUGAAGGAGGAGCCAGCGGAGCCCAAGAGCCCUGCCCCAGUGCUCCCGGACAUCCAGCUGCUGCCCCAGCAGGCCGGCAUGGCAUCCAUCCUCGCCACAGCAGUCAUCAACAAGGACGUCUUCCCGUGCAAGGACUGUGGCAUCUGGUACCGCAGCGAGCGCAAUCUGCAAGCCCACCUCCUCUACUACUGCGCCAGCCGCCAAGGUGCCAGCUCCCCGGCCACGACGGCCGCAGAGGACAAGCCCAAGGAGCCGUACCCCAACGAGCGCAUCUGCCCCUUCCCCCAGUGCCGCAAGAGCUGCCCCAGCGCCAGCUCCCUGGAGAUCCACAUGCGCAGCCACAGCGGAGAGCGGCCCUUCGUGUGCCUCAUCUGCCUGUCGGCCUUCACCACCAAGGCCAACUGUGAGCGUCACCUCAAGGUGCACACAGACACGCUCAGCGGUGUCUGUCACAGCUGUGGCUUCAUCUCUACCACUCGGGACAUCCUCUACAGCCACCUGGUGACCAGCCACAUGGUCUGCCAGCCAGGCUCCAAGGGUGAGAUCUACUCGCCAGGUCCAGCACACCCAGCUGCCAAGCUGCCCACAGACUCCCUCCCCGGCCUCCAGCAGCACAGUGCCGUGCAUGGACCCCUGCCCUCCGCCGACCUGGGCCUGGCAACUACCCCAUCACCAGGCCUGGACAGGAAGGCCCUGGUAGAGGCCACCAACGGUGAGGCCAGGACAGCCCCCCAGAACGGGAGCAGCAGCGAGCCCCCCGCGACCCCCAGGAGCGUCAAGGUUGAGGCUGCCGAGGAGUCAGAGGCGGACCAAGCGUCAGGCCAGGCAGAGCCUGCACCCCGGGCUCCAUCGCGGACGCCAUCUCCGCACAGCCCCGGUGCGACCCGCGUAAAGGCAAAGCUGCGCAGCCCCACACCAGGCGCCAGCCCCGCGCCCGGAGAGCUGGCAGUGGCCAGCACGCUGUUUCUGCCGCAGCUCGUGUUCGCGCCCGACGGGGGCGCUGCUUCGGGCCCCACGGCGCCCCAGGCCUCGGAGAUCCUGGCUAAGAUGUCAGAGCUGGUGCACAGCCGGCUGCAGCAGGGCGCGGGGCCGCCGGCCGCGCUGCUGACGGGGACCAAGGGCGCCACGUGCUUCGAGUGCGAGAUCACCUUCAACAACGUCAACAACUUCUAUGUGCACAAGCGCCUCUACUGCUCUGGCCGCCGCGCGCCCGAGGACGCACCCGCCGCGCGCAGGCCCAAGGCCACACCGGGCACGCCCUCCGAGCCCGAGGCGCCGCGAUCGCCGCCCGGUCCCGGGGUGCGCGAGGACGAUACGGGGGGCUCGGUAACGCCAGAGGCCGAGGCGCCCGGCCGGGGCAGCGAGGGCAGCCAGAGCCCGGGCAGCUCGGUGGAUGACGCAGAGGACGACCCCAGCCGCACGCUGUGCGAGGCUUGCAACAUCCGCUUCAGCCGCCACGAGACUUACACGGUGCACAAGCGCUACUACUGCGCCUCGCGCCACGACCCGCCGCCGCGCAGGCCACCCGCAGCAGCACCCGCUCCGGGGCCAGUGGCGCCCCCGCUGACCACGCCGCCCGUGCGCACGCGCCGGCGCCGAAAGCUGUACGAGCUGCACCCACCUGGCCACGCCCCCGCGCCAUCCAGCCACGCCCCUCCGGCGGCUGGCCACGCCCCCGCAGCAGAACCGCCCGUCUCGCCGCAGCCCGGAAGCGGAAGUGGGAGUGCUGGUCCCGCCCCCGCACGCUCUCCCGCGCCCGCCGCCGCCGACGGCCCCAUCGACCUGAGCAAGCGGCCGCGCCGGCAGCCCCCGGACGCGCCCGCCGCGCUGCCCGCCCUGGCCGACUACCACGAGUGCACGGCGUGCCGCGUGAGCUUCCACAGCCUCGAGGCCUACCUGACGCACAAGCAGUACGCGUGCCCCGCCGCGCCGCUGCGCCCGGCUGCCGUGUGCCCCUACUGCCCCUCCAACGGGCGCGCGCGCGGAGACCUGGUGGAGCACCUGCGCCGCGUGCACGGCCUGCGCGGCCCCGCGCCCCGCGCGCCGGCAGAGCGCGCCCCUCGGGGCAGCCCCCCGCCGCGCUCUCCGUCCCCGCCGCCCGCACCCGCCGAGGCCCCCGCCGACCCGGGCGCGCCCACGCCUGGCAAGGGCCCGCCCGCAAUCGGCGGCUACCGUUACUGCCGCCUGUGCAACAUUCGGUUCAGCAGCCUGUCCACCUUCAUCGCGCACAAGAAGUACUACUGCUCCUCUCACGCCGCCGAGCACGUGAAGUGACAGGCGCCGGCCGCGCGGCCCGGGACACCGGGAGUGGAACACCGGGAGUUGGCCGAGCCGAGCCGCUGCGGAGCUCGUGCCUGGGGACUGCCCGGCCCGAUCCAGCCCACCGCAGACUGCGCCGCGACUGGAUGGCCACUCACCCUUCUAGUCUAGAACACACACACACCCCAUUCUGCUGGGCUCCCCGACUUGGUCCAGAGGGCAACAACCGGAAGCUGGGGUGGGGCUGAAGCUGUCUGCCUCCCAGCCAGCCCUCGAGGGAUGACCACAGGCCUGGGUUUGCACAAGAAUAAACUAAACGGUCAGCCA